Molecule: messenger RNA, 1542 nt
Organism: Lathyrus oleraceus (garden pea)
Lineage: Eukaryota; Viridiplantae; Streptophyta; Magnoliopsida; Fabales; Fabaceae
Product: serine/threonine-protein kinase KIN2
Exons: 2
Coding region: 58-1542 (494 amino acids)
Biological process (GO): protein phosphorylation
Molecular function (GO): ATP binding; protein kinase activity
Source: RefSeq, a predicted model, not a curated record
CUUCACUACAGUUUUUUUCAUCUUAAGAAUCCAUUGCUUCCUCCUUGUAAAGUUAGGAUGGGGCUAGUCCAUUUGUUCUGCUUCCUCUGGUUUUGUCACCUCAUGCUGAUUUUAUCAUCAGGGCAUGGAAGCGGGUACCAAUCUAACUGUCCACCCUCAUUCACUUGUGGAAAUCGUGGAAUUUUUCGUUACCCUUUCACUAAGGCAGAACAACCCGACUGUGGCUUGAUAUUCAUAUAUGGUUGUGGUGGAAGUUAUUAUUCACCCAAAUUGAUCCAACUGGAGAAGAAUGCAAAAAACACAGAGCUAACUGCUGUCAUUGACCAGAAUACCAUUACGCUUUCUGAUCCAGAUUUUUACAAGCGUUUGCAACAUAAUGUUUGUGACACUUUGAACCACAACUACACUCUUCCUCCCCCUUCUCCUUUGGUUUCUUUUUAUAUAAAUUAUAAUGUAACUCUCUUCCAGUGCAACCAUAGCCACAAUUUCAAUCCCCCUUCAGAGUAUUUUAAAUACAACUGCCCUUCCUUCGAUAUCUAUUAUGACAGAAAGCAGCAUUCCAAUGUUACUAAAGAGAAAGCGCGUAGUUUUUUCUCAUCCUGCUCCCUACUUCAGUUUCCAUCUAAAGACUUGACUGAUACCGAAAACAUCUUAUCAUUUGUAUCUGGUCAGAUGGUUGUUAAAAUAGUAUUAUCUGCUGAUUGUGAAGAGUGCUGCAACCACAGAGGAGGCCAAUGUAGACUUAAUGCAAACAAUAAGUUCUACUGUCACAAUGGUACACUUCAGAUGAAUUUCUCAGAUCAUAUAUUCCAUUUGUUGAUGUACGGUUUACUUAUAAAGUUACUUUCAAAAUGGCUUCUGUUGCAGAGCCGAAGAAUAAGAGAAAUUAUUUUAAGCUGCUACUUGGACUUAUGUACUUCACAUCACAGCGAUGAACUAUUGCUUGUAUACGAAUAUGUUCCAAACCACACUGUUGAUUUUCAUCUCCAAGGUGAUCUAGCAAGAAUAGACACACUGCCUUGGCAUAUCAGGAUGAAAAUUGCCAUAGAGACAGCGAGUGUAUUGGCUUAUCUGCAUGCUUCUGGCAUCAUUCACCGUGAUGUGAAAACCAAAAACAUUCUCCUUACAAACAGCUUCAGUGUCAAAGUUGCAGAUUUUGGUCUUUCAAGACUAUUCCCCCACGAUAUCACUCAUGCAUCCACGACACCACAAGGGACACCAGGUUACGUUGACCCGGACUAUCAUCAAUGCUACCAGCUUACUAACAAGAGUGAUGUAUACAGUUUUGGUGUUGUGCUCGUUGAGCUAAUAUCAUCUAAGCUUGCUGUUGAUAUGAACAGGCAUAAGGAUGAGAUUAACUUGUCAAACCUGGCCUUAAAGAAGAUCCAGAAGGGUGAAUUUACUGAGCUGGUGGAUCCAAAUCUUGGUUUUGAUUCAGACAAUGAGGUUAAGAGGAUGAUAGUUUCGGUGGCAGAGUUGGCUUUUCAAUGUUUGCAAAGGGAAAAGGAAUUGAGACCUUCCAUGGAUGAGGUUUUGAGAUAG